Molecule: messenger RNA, 366 nt
Organism: Colletotrichum higginsianum IMI 349063
Lineage: Eukaryota; Fungi; Ascomycota; Sordariomycetes; Glomerellales; Glomerellaceae
Exons: 2
Coding region: 1-366 (121 amino acids)
Source: RefSeq, a predicted model, not a curated record
AUGCAGUUCGAGCCUGCGGAGCCGAAUACGGGCGCCCUUUCUUCAAUCGAACUUCAAACGAUGCUGGCGGCCGCCCUUCCCCCCGCCCCCCUCCUCUCGGGCCCGACGCCUCGGACCGGCUCAAAGCAGACUGGCCAUGGCCCAAUUCCGCGUGACCUCCGUGAAGCAGACGCAACACCGGCCAAGCAACCAAGUCCUGAAGGGGAGGUUCGACCCGCUACUGGAAGCCAUCGACUCCACGCCUUCAGCAGUGCAGCAUGGUCUCAUCAUGUCCACUCAGCCAGGUCAGUUCACUGGCUUUCUGUUGCCAGUAUGGGGGCGCAAUCUACGACUCAGUCUCGUCAGAUCAUCGGUAUCCUCCUGUGA